Dendrobium catenatum is the source of this 719-nucleotide messenger RNA. Its product is annotated as 50S ribosomal protein L32-like. The coding region runs from base 55 to 363 and encodes 102 amino acids. Gene Ontology annotation, cellular component: mitochondrial large ribosomal subunit. Gene Ontology annotation, molecular function: structural constituent of ribosome. The transcript is spliced from 4 exons. Lineage: Eukaryota; Viridiplantae; Streptophyta; Magnoliopsida; Asparagales; Orchidaceae. Gene Ontology annotation, biological process: translation. The record is from RefSeq and is a predicted model, not a curated record.
CAGUAAUGAAGGGCUUUUUCUUUCAUUUCUUCUCCCAGCAAGCAAUAGGAGUCCAUGGCGGCGUCGCUGCUUCGGCGAGCUUCUUCGAAUCUCGGUCUAGUUUUUUCUCGGGCAUUCCUUCCAGAGAGCUCCUCAACAACCGUUCCUUCAGUGCCCCGCUUCUCGUUCGGGUCUUCCAUGGAGCUCAUGGCCGUACCUAAGAAGAAGGUUUCGCCUCAUAAGAAAGGGCUGAGGAAUGGUCCAAGGGCUCUGAAACCAGUCCCAGUGAUUGUUCGGUGCAAGAGUUGCGGCCGAGUUAAACUGCCACACUUUUACUGCUGCAGUGGGAAUAGAGGGGCAGGAGGUUCCUCCCCCUCCUCUUAAAACUGAUGCCAGUACAGAUGCUGGAAGAGGAAGGCAAGCCCAUAAUAGAAACCAAGCCUUUAUUACAAACAAGUUUUUGCUGGAUUUCAACUUUCUCAUGUAUUUCCGGAGUGUUGCUUUAAUCAGAGGGAUCUAUGCUUGUCAUUCAUGUUUCACCUUGCAAUUUCUUGCACUUAGGCUUUCGUUUGGGACAGUUUUUUUACUACUUCUUAAAGCAACUUUUUAGUAGAAAAAUUAAAAUUUUUGUGCUAAAAAGCUGCUUUAAGAAGCAAUAAGAAAGUCAUCCCAAACGAAGCCUUGGUAUCAAUACAGCAUGUUGUAUUCGAGCUUUCUUAGUGGUUUAUUCCUUUUCUCUC